AUGUCUCAAGAAUAUUCGAGCAACAUCGACGACCAGUUACUAAAUGUUGCAAAACAAACAACGCUGAAUUUGGACCUAGGUGAACACCAACCACCCAUGGGGUCAAGCCUGCUUGAGACCCCUAUUGCUCCGCGCCCGUCCUCAGCACCCUCCAGUGCCCACCCCCAACAAUUCCAUCAACAUCACUUGGGAGGCCAUCAAGAAUUCCAUUACGAUGAAUCUGAAUACGGGUUGCACUUACCCGAGCCCAUCAUCAAUCAGAAACAGAAGAUCUUCCCGGUGCUGGAAACAACAAUAACUGAAGAUGGCAACCUUAUCACGCGGCCAUACCCCGAACAACUGUUCACAAAUAGAGCUCAGCUCAACGAAUUCAUCCAAGAGUUCGCCAGAGAUAACGGGUUCGGUGUUGUCAUCGCCCAUUCCAAUAAAAAGGCAAUCUACUACACUUGUGAGUUGGGUGGGCGUUACCGUCACAAAAAGCAGAAGAAAGACGAAAAUGUUCCCGAGGGAAACUUCCUUCUUGAUGACGACAGCUCGAAGACAAAGAAGUUAAGGUGCCCCUUUGCCAUGACGGCCUCUUACAAAAAGCUGACAGGGGUGUGGACGGUGCGAACAACGUGUAACGAACACAAUCAUCCCCAACUCGAUCCAUUAUCCAACCACCCCAUGCUUCGUAAGCGCCUGGAGCAACUUAACGGCAUGAUUUUGGAUUUGUACAAGGUGGGAACGAAACCACUGGCGAUAGAAACAAGGAUCAAAGAGCAGUUCCCCGACGUGCUCAUCAAACGGGAAGAUAUUUAUAAUGAGAUCAGGGGUUAUAAGCGCAAGCUUAAAAAGCAUAGCCAGCGGUUUAUCGAUGGAUCACGCAAGAAGACGACGGCCACGCUGAGUGAGGAAGAGGCCGCGGCUGCUGUGGCUGCUGCUGCCAAUGCAUUUCUCGAGGGUGAUUCACAUCACUGGAACAUGCUGUCACAUCACCAGCAACAACAGCAAGACGAAUUUCAGCGACAACUUCAGGAAGCCGGGGUGCUGGGCGCCCAUCCCCAUAUUGACGACAACGACGCUCGCUUUUACAGUGACUAUAAUGAUGGCAGUGGGUCUAUUGGCUCCGAAAACCCUGAGUUGUCAAUGGAUAACAUUGACUCGAGGUUAGUGAACGAAGAGGUGUGA
Molecule: messenger RNA, 1170 nt
Organism: Diutina rugosa
Lineage: Eukaryota; Fungi; Ascomycota; Pichiomycetes; Serinales; Debaryomycetaceae
Exons: 1
Coding region: 1-1170 (389 amino acids)
Molecular function (GO): DNA-binding transcription factor activity, RNA polymerase II-specific
Source: RefSeq, a predicted model, not a curated record